AUGUUCGCUCAGCCAUUUGAUCAUUCGUUCAAUGACAUCUUCGACCAGUUUGUUAAUGUCGAGUCUUCGGGUCCCGAUGGCAACAAAGAUUCAUUCCCUGGUGACUUUGACCAGCUCUUCCCGCUAGACUCGCUGUCGAGUGACUGUGGCGAUCACUCCCCCACUGGCUCCACUUUGAAACGCCAUCAAUCGCCGCAACCUUGGAGCCAAGAAUGGUCCCUGCAGGACGACGGAGCUCAGUUCGCUUUUCAAGACACUGUCCACCCGUCUGCCAUUUCCGACCUUGAUUUCAAGACUACUUUUGAAACUUCUUCUCGCCCGACACAACCCCACGGUGUCUCUACUACUUCUCCAUCUACCCCACCGGCAACUCCCCGCCGCAAAGUUACCAAGAGCGCUCUCAUUACUCCCAAGUCCAUCCGCCAUCGCGACCCGAAUGAGCGUCGCGCACUUUUGCGCAAGCAGAGUUUCUCCCCCAGCUUGAUGCGUUCUUCCAACAUGCACAAGGGAAGAAUGGCAUACCCAGAGGCAUGGGCCCAACGGAUCCAGAACUUUACUCUGGCUGGCUCAGAUGAUCGCCUUCCUUUGUCUCCUCCACCUUCAGAUGUUCUGAUUCAGCAUGAGCACCUCUCCGCCGACAUGAUCCACCAAAGAGACUCGUCUGACAUGCAACAUCACUUUUACCAACGGUCUCCUGCAGUUUCGAUGCCAUCACCUUCGGCUGGUGCACUUGCACGACACCAGCAACAAUACAUGAACCACCCAGCCUCCUCGGCCUUGACCAACUCCAGCCCUCCUUCAGCGGAUGACAUCUUCUCCUCUUCCCACUCCUCAGAUCCUCAGUCUAUCUCCUCGUGGCAAUCCGAUAACAUUGGCACCUCCUCCCUCUCUUUCACUCCUGAUUUGCAAGCCCACGAUCAGGCCUGGUGGUCCCCUAUGCCCACUCGAGUCGCACAACAGCAGAACUCCUACCAGAAAAUGGUCCCCUCCCCUAUUCCCCAACGCGCAAUGCAGAGCGUUGGAUCACACAAUGAUAUGAUGCAAGGCGGACUGAUGAUCCAACUGGACGGGUCCUUUAUGCCGGGCGACUCUUCCUUCUCCAACGACAUGCUCUCCAACUCUCACAAAUUCAUGGCACCUGCCACUGCUCCUCAGGUUUCCAGCUCUCGUUCUCCCUCAUUAUCUCCCAAGGCUGGCGCUUCACCAAAGAAGGCCAAUCACCGCCGCACACACAGCCGCAAACUCUCAGGGCAGAGCAUGAAUGGCCCCAAGCCGGCCAAGACCACAAGUCCCCGAGGCGCUACCAAAUCUGCAAAUGUAUCAUUUGUCAACUUUACCGCACACGACAGCCAACGGAUCCUCGGCGGCGUUGCACCCUCUGGUAGCUCCAAGACGAAGGCCCGUCGGGAGCAAGAGGCUCGUGACAAGCGCCGUAAAUUGAGUGAAGCUGCUCUUCUGGCCGUCCGCAAUGCCGGUGGUGAUGUCGAAGCUCUCGAAGCAGCUUUCUGCUGA
Molecule: messenger RNA, 1512 nt
Organism: Penicillium pulvis
Lineage: Eukaryota; Fungi; Ascomycota; Eurotiomycetes; Eurotiales; Aspergillaceae
Gene: wetA
Product: developmental regulatory protein WetA
Exons: 1
Coding region: 1-1512 (503 amino acids)
Source: RefSeq, a predicted model, not a curated record